GUAAAGCAGUGAAAGGACAGCUACUCCAUAGACAGAGUAGGAUGUUCCUGAAAGUAAGAAGAGGAACCCUUCCACCCUAGGUACAAUGCUUGUAUAUUUAUAGGAUAAAAAUAGCUCUUGGGGAGAUGUGCUCUGCUACAAGGGUUUGUGAUAAACGGUUAAUUUUCUUAAUUACUAUAUUUUAUAAGAAUCAAUAUUAUUAUCUUUAAAGCAAAAUUAGGAAUGUCCUUGUUCUCCAGAUAUCAGGAUAUCUGGACAAUCCCAAGUCUGGGUCUGUUUCAAUAAACAUCAUAAAUUUGUUCCCUUAACCAAAAACAUCUAGAGGCUAGUAACACCUAAUUUUCUGGAAAUGUAGCCCAGCAAGUCUCAGCCUCAUUUUCCUAACCCUCACUCAAAAUGGAGUCGCUUUGCUUGAAAGCCUCUGGCAGUUUUAGAUGCAGAUGAGGAACUUUUUGGGAAAUAGAGCAAAGGUCACUUAUGCUAUGCUUUAGCAAAUAUACAGGCAGCAUUUUGUCUCUGGCCUAGAGAUCUGUGGAACUUUGAACUUGAGAGAGAUUAUUUAGGGUAUCUGGCAGAAGAAAUUUCUAAGCAGCCAAGCAUUCAAGAUGUGGCCUGGCUGAUUCUGAAAGCAUUCAGCUAUAUGCACUCACAAAGAGAUGGUUCAAAAUUGGAACUUAUGUUUAAGAGGGAAGCAGAGGUCUCUGUUCCACAGGAUGGGGUUUCUUAAAGUUGUUAAGAAUAAGGCCUACUUUGAGAGAUACCAAGUGAAAUUUAGAAGAUGAUGAGAGGGUAAAAAUGAUUACUGUGCUCAGAAAUGCUUGGUGAUACAGGAUAAAAAUAAAUACAACACACCCAAAUAUAGGAUGAUCGUUCAUGUAACAAAAAGAGGUAUCAUUUGUCAGAUUGCUUAUGCCUGUAUAGAGGGGGAUAUGAUAGUCUGUGCAGCAUAUGCACUUGAACUACCAAAAUAUGGUGUGAAGGUCGACCUGACAAAUUAUGCUGCAGCAUAUUAUACUGGCCUGCUGCUGAUCCACAGGCUUCUCAAAAGGUUUGAUGUGGACAAGAUCUAUGAAGGCCAAGUAAAGAUGACUGGCAAUGAAUACAACGUGGAAAGCAUUGAUGGUCAUCCGGGUGCCUUUACCUGCUGUUUGGAUACAGGCCUUGCCAGAACUACCACUGGCAAUAAAGUUUUUGGUGCCCUGAAGGGAGCUGUGGAUGGAGACUUCUGUAUCCCUCACAGUACCAAAUGAUUCCCUGGUUAUGAUUCUGAAAGCAAAGAAUUUAAUUCAGAAGUACACCAGAAGCACAUCAUGGGCCAGAAUGUUGCAGAUUACAUAUGCUACUUAAUGGAAGAAGAUGAAGAUGCUUACAAGAAACAGUUAUCUCAAUACAUAAAGAAGAGUAUAACUCUAGACAUGAUGGAAAUGUAUAAGAAAGCUCGUGCUGCUAUAUGAGAGAAUCCAGUCUACAAAAAGAAGCCCAAGAAAGAAAUUAGAAAGAAGAAGUGGAACCAUUCCAAAAUGUCCCUUGCUCAGAAGAAAGAUUAGGUAGCUCAAAAGAAGACAGGCUUCCUCAGAGCUCAGGAGCAGACUGCUGAGAGCUAAACCAAUUUUCUAUAAGGGUUUUCAAAUAAAGACAAUAAACUUAUGGACAGAAAAAAAAGGGGGAAACAGAACAUAAAAGUUUGGAAAACUU
Messenger RNA from Macaca mulatta (Rhesus monkey), 1695 nucleotides. Lineage: Eukaryota; Metazoa; Chordata; Mammalia; Primates; Cercopithecidae. The record is from RefSeq and is a predicted model, not a curated record.